CGAGCGCUGCAGGUUGAUCGCCGCGGCUGCAGAUGAGCGGAGCCCGCGCGGGCGGGGGGGCGGCCGGGGCAGCGCCGCCGGGGCCGGGUCGGCGGCCGGCGCACUAUGCGAGGCCGGGAGGAUGGCGGUGGAAGCUAUCCAUUGCAAUUUGAAUCCAAAUGGUAUUGAUCAUCCUGUCCCCACAGAAGGUAUUAAUCUGCAACUUGAAGGUGAAGGAGUUGAAUCGCCUUCGGUUAAGAACACUAGUGCCCCAAAAGGGCCUGAGUCAAAAGAGACACCCAAGAGACAAGUGGAGCCAGAAAUAUCUAAGUCCGGGACUGUGAAGCUGACCAAGCCUGUGGCAUUAUGGACCCAGCAGGAUGUCUGCAAAUGGCUGAAGAAACAUUGCCCUAAUCAGUAUCAAAUCUACAGUGAGUCAUUCAAACAGCACGACAUAACUGGCCGUGCUUUGCUGAGACUUACUGACAAAAAGCUUGAACGAAUGGGCAUUGCCCAGGAAAGCCUGCGACAGCACAUUCUGCAGCAAGUCCUUCAGCUGAAGGUGAGAGAAGAAGUCCGAAACCUCCAGCUGCUUACACAAGCCCCAGCAGAGAGCUCUCCAUAAACAUUUCCAGCCUCUAAAGCUGCUGUCCUGCCACUUGAUAUGAAAGUGAACUUUCCUUCAUGAAAAACCACAAUAAAUGGCGCUGCCAGAAAAUGACCAUGGAGGAUUGAAGACAAACUUGAAGUAAAAUCAGCAGACUCAGAUGAUGCAUUCUGGGAAGACCUGGUUUGCUGUGGAGUAAAAACGUGGUGCAAAAUAUCCAGUGCUAAUUUGUUGAAAAUGAUCAUUUAUAGACCUUUAGCUGGAAAAUUUCUUCCAGUUUUCAUCACUGUGCAUAACUUUUGAGUUCCCUUUAGGGGACUGUCUAUGCCCUCCACUAGAAGUCCUGUUUUAGCAUGGCAACUACUGGAUUCUUUUAUUAUGUAUGCAGAUGGCAUGAUGUUUUAGGAAAAACUUACAGCAAUUCUCCAAUCUCAGUGGAUAUGUUCACAAUAUUACACCCUGAUAGGAAUGUAAACGUCUUGUAUGUGUUAGUUUUGCAGUCUAAUGGUAUUCUGUUAAACAAUAUCAGCACUUCAUAUGUGCUUUCCUCACAGAACUAGCACAGUCCAUAUAUAUAUAUAUAAUGGUCUUUUUUUAAAAUACUGAGGAUAUGUUUCAGUAUUUGUGCUGAGACUGCAUCCAAACUGAAGCCCACUACUAUCAUCCCUUCACCAAUUCACAUUAGAUUGUGUAGAUAGAUUUGCACGUGGCAGAGAUGUGACUUCUUUUGUCAAGACUUAGAGAACAGCUGUCACAGAGGUAGCCAAGAACAGGGUAGGUUGAGCUGUAGGACACUGUGUCUGCUCUCCCUCUCAUCCACCAAAUAUCAAAGGUUCUCAUUUCUAGUGUGCCAGUGUGUUUUCUUACUCAGAGAGGGAGAGGCAAGGGAGAGAGCCUUUCUCAGAAGUGUGUGUGACCCUGGGUUUGGUCUACAGUAAAACCAGAAUAAACUGGAAGAAUUCAGGUUCUUUAUGCUGGCCACCAUUUAUGUUUUGGGCAGGGCUGGGGAAUCAUAGUCCAAACCAAACUCUCUGAAAAAGGUAAAGUGUAAGAUUAUACUUCUGAGGAGCAAGACACUCCCUUUGGAGAGGGCAGACUUCUUCAUUAACUUUUUCCACUUUCUAUCCAAAACAGUAUUUUGGUAGGAACUGGGAAUAAGCAAAUGGUUCCAAUAAGCCUUUCAAUAUACUGUAGCAGGCUCAAGACUGUUGCAUUCAAUCUGAACAUUGUUUUUUGUUCAGUCUCUGAAUGGCUGGCCUCAUCACUGGUUGUAUCACAGCUGGCUGUGGUACUGUUUCUUCAAUGGGGACUCAGUGGAAUUAAUGUCUGUCCCUCACAUCAGGACCUUCUUGAAACACUCUUUAUAAUGAACUGAUGCCAUCAACAUACUGAGGGGGCUUACUUAUUUGUUCCUUCUUUCUUUGAAAUCAAAGGUAGCUUUUUUUGUGUAUUUAAAGACUGUCACUCUCUCCAGCCUGACAGACAGGUACAAUACAGUUGCUGUUAGCAUUUAUUCCAAACUAGGUGAGACACAAUACUGGUGUGAAGAUGCAGUGAUGGAGAGAGGGUGCAGCUCGAGUAAAUCAGAGGCAACUUUCUAGAGGAAGCUCCUGUGUUAUAAUUCUUUAAAACUGUUGUGCAGUUCAUUGCUAGAGAAUGGAAGGUCAACCACUGUGGGUGCCCGUACAACAAACAGAUAAUUAUCUUCAGGGUUUAAUUUUUUUCAGAUGGUUAUGGGCUUAGGUUUCAGCUCUCCACCCAUCUCAGAUUCAGCAUGUUGGAUACUUCUACAGUAUUCAGUCCAAAAGAAAAUUAUUUUUACUGAUGACCAGGAUAUUCAGAAGGCAUUAGUGAUUUCUAAUGGUUUGGGUCUUUCCACGGGUUCUCAAAUGGAGCUCCCAAGAAUUACAAAGCAGUAAACUUCUACAAUCUCCUUCUGAAAAUCCUGGUCCCUAAUUUUAAAUUAAUUGGUGUAAAAAUUUUUCUUAAGACAUGAGAAUCUUUGCCAACAGCAACAUUUGCACUUUUUAGAGCUUUUCGUAGGGUUGCAGGUUGGAAUCUGAUACCAAUAGAGCCAGUCAUGCACAUGGCACAGGUCCACUGUAAGCUUCAGCAAAUUUUACAGCUCUUUCUGCUACAGGUUUUAAAAAUGCAUUCUGGCAACUGACAUCAAUUUCAUGUUGGUACAGCAAUUAAAAAAUAAAGUACUUUGAUUGAUAUGUUAUAUUAAAAGGAGAAUGCUUUACUUCUACAGUAGGAAUUCUCUUAUUUUACUACCCAGUUAAAAAAUCCAGAAUAAUUUGAAUGAUAAAAGAAAAGUUUAUCAAAGAGUGUUAUCUUAAAAGGGUGUAUGAGAAGAAGUUGCGUUAGGCAGAGAGCCACUAGAAGCUUUUUUUGUAUCAAUGUUAGUUUUGAACAUCUUCCAGUAUAUGGGCAUGAAUUUAGAUGUGUGCACUUCUCCUGUUAAAACAGUUUGUUUUAAAAGCUUCCCAGGAUUUUAGCUAUGGUGACCUAGAAAAGCAGUGUUAUAGGCCCUGAGAAAUGUGAAAAUCAAGUCCAGAUCCUUGAGUAGCCAGACUCGGUGAGAAGUCUGCUGUAGGUGCCUAUCGGACAAAUCUUUGAAGCUGGUGUAGGUCUCCAUCCUGCAGCCAGCCUAUGCAUGUGGACAACUGCAAGCAUAGUUCCCCCGAGCCCCGUGACACUUCUCAUGUGUGUAACUGUCUGCCAGAGCCAUAAGGAAAUAACUGUACUUUUUGGCUUGUAUUUAACUAUUCAUUGUGUUUGGAUUUUUUUAAUCACUGUUAUUCUCCCAAAGUAGGCCAUGCUUCCUCAGGGAUAUUUAUGGAAUUGUUCUACAUCUCCUGAACAACUAUUUGGAUCCCAGCAUAUUCUUCUGAAAAGUUUUUAAUAUAAAUAAACACGUGGGAGAGAUUUUUGUUGUUAUGAAUGGGGGCAGGUACUGUGUUCUCGGAAAGGCUUUUGAGUGCAGACAAUCAAGUCUAUUGCAUUUUUUAUGCUGAACACCUUAUUAAUAGCAGACAUAUCCGCUUUUGCCUGGGUCAUAGAAACAGUUCAGGGGAAAGAAUGCUUUAUCUCUGGUCAAUAAAUCAUUUAUGUCGAGAGUGCCAAAGACCAAGUCAACAUGAAAGGGAGCAAAUAAGUUAUUCCGGCAAAGGAAG
Messenger RNA from Empidonax traillii (willow flycatcher), 3765 nucleotides. It is a transcript of the gene SAMD12, whose product is annotated as sterile alpha motif domain containing 12. NCBI's taxonomy places the organism in Eukaryota, Metazoa, Chordata, Aves, Passeriformes, Tyrannidae. Gene Ontology annotation, biological process: cell surface receptor protein tyrosine kinase signaling pathway. Bases 122 to 604 code for a protein of 160 amino acids. Gene Ontology annotation, molecular function: protein binding. Gene Ontology annotation, cellular component: cytoplasmic side of plasma membrane. The record is from RefSeq and is a predicted model, not a curated record. The transcript is spliced from 5 exons.